This is a messenger RNA of Motacilla alba alba, 7577 nucleotides long. RefSeq names its product spastin (gene SPAST). The transcript has 17 exons. Gene Ontology annotation, molecular function: ATP binding; ATP hydrolysis activity; microtubule severing ATPase activity. Gene Ontology annotation, cellular component: microtubule cytoskeleton. The coding region runs from base 92 to 1927 and encodes 611 amino acids. NCBI's taxonomy places the organism in Eukaryota, Metazoa, Chordata, Aves, Passeriformes, Motacillidae. The record is from RefSeq and is a predicted model, not a curated record.
CUGGGCCGGCCGAAAGGGGCGUCGCCGCCGCCGCCAUCGCCAUGGCCGGUUGUUGUCAGUCCCUGGCAGCGGGUUAUGGCGACGGCGGUGAAUGAAUUCUCCGGGCGGCCGAGGGAAGAAGAAGGGCUCAGCCGGCUCCAGUUCCGCGCCUCCGACCGCCGGCGCCUCUCCCUCCUCGCCGCCCGGGCCGGCGCCCCCCGUGCCGCCGGCGGGGGCGGCGGCGGCGGCGUCCCCGCACAAGCGGAACCUGUACUACUUCUCGUACCCGCUCUUCGCCGCCUUCGCCCUGCUCCGCUUCGUCGCCUUCCAGCUCGGGCUGCUCUUCGCCUGGCUCUGCGAGCGCCUCUCCCGCGGCGCCCUCAUGGCCGCCAAGGGCAGCAGGGCCGGGGCCGGCGAGGCGCCCGAGCCCGGCGGGGCGCCCGAGACGGUGCGGGCGUGCCACAAGCGGGCCUUCGAGUGCAUCUCCAUGGCUCUGCGCAUCGACGAGGACGAGACAGGACAAAAGGAACAAGCUGUUGAAUGGUAUAAGAAAGGAAUUGAAGAGCUGGAAAAAGGAAUAGCUGUCUUAGUAAUUGGUCAAGGUGAUCAGUGUGAACGGGCUCGACGUCUCCAAUCUAAAAUGAUGACAAAUUUGGCAAUGGCCAAGGAUCGGUUGCAGCUUUUAGAGAAGCUGCAGGCAGUUUUGCAAAUUUCCAAGCCGCAAAUGGAGGUCUAUAAUGACAGUACUAACCUGGCAUGCCGCAAUGGACAUCUCCAGUCAGAAAGUGGAGCAGUUCCAAAAAAGAAGGACCCUCUAACACACACGAGUAAUUCCCUUCCUCGUUCAAAGACUGUGGCAAAAACCGGAUCCACAGGCCUUUCAGGUCACCACAGAACGCCCAGCUACAGUGGGGUAUCAUCAUCUGUGUCUAGACCAGCACCUAAUCCUACACCUUCAGCUCACAAGGCCGCUCCUAAAAAUAGCAGAGCAAAUAAGCCUUCUACUCCUACCACUGCUCCUCGAAAAAAGAAAGACACAAAGAUCUUUAGAAAUGUGGACAGCAAUCUUGCUAAUCUUAUCCUAAAUGAAGUUGUUGAUAGUGGGCCAGCUGUCAAAUUUGAUGAUAUCGCAGGGCAGGAACUGGCUAAACAAGCUUUGCAAGAAAUUGUUAUCCUUCCUUCUCUUAGACCUGAGUUAUUUACAGGUCUGAGAGCUCCUGCACGUGGUUUAUUGCUGUUUGGCCCACCGGGAAAUGGGAAGACAAUGUUGGCCAAAGCAGUUGCUGCAGAAUCAAAUGCUACUUUCUUUAACAUCAGUGCAGCGAGUCUGACUUCAAAAUACGUGGGUGAAGGGGAGAAACUGGUGCGUGCUCUAUUUGCAGUAGCCAGAGAACUUCAACCUUCUAUAAUUUUUAUUGAUGAAGUUGAUAGCCUUUUGUGUGAAAGACGAGAAGGUGAACAUGAUGCUAGCAGGCGUCUAAAAACAGAAUUUUUAAUAGAAUUUGAUGGUGUGCAGUCUUCUGGAGAGGACAGAAUACUUGUGAUGGGAGCCACAAACAGGCCUCAGGAGCUUGAUGAUGCUGUUCUCAGACGGUUCACCAAACGGGUAUAUGUGUCCUUACCAAAUGAGGAGACAAGAUUGAUUUUGCUAAAAAAUCUUCUAAGCAAGCAAGGAAGUCCAUUAACCCAAAAAGAGUUGGCUCAACUAGCUAGAAUGACAGAUGGAUACUCUGGAAGUGACCUAACUGCAUUAGCGAAGGAUGCAGCACUUGGCCCCAUUCGAGAAUUAAAACCAGAACAGGUGAAGAACAUGUCUGCCAGUGAGAUGAGAAAUAUCAAACUGUCAGAUUUCACAGAAUCUCUGAAGAAGAUCAAGCGCAGUUUGAGCCCUCAGACCCUGGAAGCGUACAUUCGCUGGAACAAGGACUUUGGAGAUACCACAGUGUGAGACACUACUUGAAGUGAAACGCUCCUGCCUGGGGAGCAGUUGGUGCAGACAACUGAGAAGCAGCCAGAGUUUACAGGACUUUACAGAUAUUUUAAGUAUCUGCAUUAAAACUUGAGAUUAAGAGAAAAUUAUACAAUGUGAAAUGUGUUCAUCAAAGCCUCCUUGCCGUUUAGUGAGGAUUUACACACUGUAAGAAAGAGCACAACAGGACUUGAAAUAAGUAAGAUUCCUAGCAAUCCAAUUCUGGUUUGAACAUUAAUAUAUGUAUAUUGUUUCUGCCACAAGGCUCUGAUGAUAUUGAUCAUUGGAGGACCUUUCCCUAUGUUGUGUGUGUGUUUUUUUGUUUUUAAUUUUGCCAUGACAUUGAUGAACAAUGAACUUGGAACAAUUAUGUUCAAUUUGAGGUUUGUAAACUGCAGUUCAUUUUUUUGAGUUUUUUAUCCUUAAUGUGCCAAAUAAAACAAUUUCCCUGUGCAGAGUGGAAGAACAGCAUUGGGGAAUUACAAUUAUUAAAAUGCUAAAAGUAGCUGGUCUGUUAUUUAUUUGUCUUUUUGUUUUGUUGUAAUGUGACUGAGUUGUUCACAGGACAGGUUUAAAGAAGACCUUUGAUAGCAGAACAGCAAAAAAUCCCAACCUUAUAAAACCAAUUCAAACUGCCUUUUAAAAGAAAAAUUACUAAAUAAAAGAAUAGACUGAGAUACUCAUUUAAUGGCAGUAUUUUCUCUUAAUGCAUUUUGUAACGCUUUCAUUGGUAGAAUGUUAGCUUAUGCUUACAGUGUACAACUUGAGCCCAGCUGAUGUUUGAGAGAGUAGGUGAUGCUAAUUGUUGAGUUUCAGAAAUGACGUGUUUCUACUCUGUAUUUUGGUCUGUUUAUGAUAAUUGAAAGUAAAAUUUCCAGUGUGAUAAUUUUUUUAAUCUCCACAUGUAAGCAUUAAUAUAUGAGGCUACAUGUUUAAUACAUGGCACACAUUAAUGUUUUUAUAGCUUUCAUAUGUUUCAGUUUAUAUAUUAAAGUAUGAAACACUCAACUGAUCUGCUUUUUUAAAAAGAAACUGCAUCUUUGUACAAAUACUUUUUUUUAUUAUAUAAAUGACAAGCUAUUAUAAAAAACAGACUCUUAAAAGAUAGCCUUUAAAUACCAUAAUAAAGGAAAGCAUUUUUGCCUUUACUUCUAAAGGCCCAACAUCUUGUUUACAAAUUCUACACAGAUUAAACACAGAUGUUUGCAAGGCAGAACACUAGUUCCUUGUUAAAGCAGGUUUGUGGGUUGUUGGAUUCUUUGUUUUUUUGGUUGGUUUGUUGUUUUUUUUUUAUACCUCUCCCAACUUAGUGAUACUGCGAAAAUGCACAUUGUUUACUGUUGUUUUAAUGAAAAUGAGUUGUGUUGUUUGCUUUUGGUCUUAACAGAAAAUUUGGUUUUAAUUUUUCAUUUAACUUAUUUUUUUGAACUACUUACCUGAAAGUUGACUAUAAAUAAUAUAUUAUAUGUAUAUAUGAAAAAAACCCAACCCUAGCUGAAAGAUACAGUUGUAGGUAUAGUAAUACUCUGAGAGGACUGUGCUCACUGUGUGGUAUUGAGUACUAAGUAGCAGAAACUCUGUCAUACCUUUGAGAUGCACAUAUGCAAUAUGUUUGGGAUUCUUUUUCUUUCCUUUUUUCCAACCAGAGAUGCUUUUAAUUGAUCUUAAGAUUAAAAGCAAUCAAAUAAGAGAAGAUUGUGCUCCACUACUAUGCCUUUUGAAAUAGUCUAACCAAACCACUUCUAGCCUUCUAAGGAUAGGACUCUCUCAAAUUUGUAUGUCUUAUGUAAAUGAAACGUGACUUUGGUUCCUCUGAUUCAUUUUUCUGGAGAAAUGCUAAAAGAUUUCAGAUUCUUAAGUCUCAUGUCUUGCUUUGCCUUAGCUCUGCCUUCAGUAGACCAUCUCUGUUGGAGAUUCCUGGCUGACUUGAUCCAUAUUUGUAAUAUUCUUCAUAGUGCUAAGCAUGAAUUUUACUGUUGUAUUAGCAUCUGCCAAAUAGCUACAGCUAAGAAAGGGCCUUGGUUUUAUUCAUAAAGCUCUGGUAGACAUUCCUUGAGAUCCCUUACAAAUGAGAACUUUGAAGAUAACGCUUCUGGUUUUGAGCGUUCCUAAAUGAUUGCUACAAAACUGUUGGUUUUGUCCACUUAAUUUUGAGGGACAUACUGGUUAUUUAUUUCAAAUGCAUACUCAUUGGCAUGGGAUAGGUACCUGAAAUGUUGAGCUAGAAGCCAAUCCCCAUCCCCUAAAGUAGCACCAGUAUGCAGCACAAGGAGUCAGAAUCACCAGCUGCUACAUAAAAAGAAAAGGGACCAGCCCUUUCACUAGUUUGUGCAACCAGUUCAGAGUUCAGGUCAAGAGAAUUUGUGAUCUGUGUGACUGGUGUGACUUUUUUGUUUGAUCUGUGUGACUUUUUUGGUCUUCUGUUAUGCCUGAUUGUUUUCUGCUUAGUGGAUGAACUACAGCCCUAUAAAUUAAUGCUGGAACACAGUAAAAAAAAAAAAAAAAGAAAAUUUUGUUCUGUAACAUCAGUUUGCCCCACAGCUGCUGGAUUCUUGGUCCAUGGCCAGGUGCUGUUUGGUUCAUAAAUCUCCUUUAAAUGCCUUGUCUUAUGCUGUGUUCUGAAUAGUGUCUUUUAAGAGUAAUUCUGUUCUGCUUAAGGCAUUAUCUUGCAUCUUACUCCUCAUUUUACAUGUGUUAAGUCCCAGCUCAGUGAUUCCAUCUCUAUGUUGGAUUAACUGUGUAUAAGAGCAGAUCUGGGGAAAAACAACCACAACAAUGGGAAAAAAAAACCACCAAACCUUCCUCCCCACCCCUCCCCCCCCCCCCCAAAAAAAAAAAAACCAACCCACCCCAAAUAACCUCAAAUUACCUGUAUUUCCCAGGGCUGUACUACUUACAUAGAACUUUACCAGCUGUAUUCUCCAUAAAAUCAGGUUACAUUGCAAUACAAUGUCUCAAAUCAGGAUAAAGAGUCAGCAGCUUGGGUGCUUUCAACUUUUGUGAAGACUACUAUUCCAUUAGCUCUCUGAACUGAUUUUUUUCCUUUAUUUUUCUUUUCUUCACCCCCCCCAUCCCUUUUAUUUUCUGUGAAUCUGCCCACUGCUAGUGAAUGAGCAACUUGACCCACUUUUUUGACAUGAUUAGUAAGCAGCUUGUCUGGCUCUCUGCCAGUGUGUUUUACUGACUUUCAAGUGUACCAGUUACUGGAGGGAGAAAAUAAAACCAACCCAAACCCCUUGUGUUUUUCUACCAACCUUCUUCAUGUAUCUUUCUGCUUUUAUUAAACACAAGCCACAUUUCUUGUCUUUCAACAUACUGGAAGAAUAUUAUGUAGAUUGCUCUUUCUUAAGAGAAAUGAGAAUUUAAAAUGAGAAUUUCUUCUGUGUUAUGAUGCUCCCUUUACUAAUGUUGACUUUUCUGUGGACUACAGCAAACCUGUACAGGUUCUCUGCGUAUGCAAAGACAAAAUCAACACACAAUACUAAAGAUAAGCCUUAAACUAGGAUAUUUAUGCACAAAUAAGUUUCUCUGUCCUGUUAGUUUCUUAGACUUUACAGCUUUUAGAAUAUCAGAAAGAGGCAUUGUGCCCCUGAGAUGUCUUGCUAACUCAAAGCCAGUUGCUAGUACAGUUCUUUUGAAUAUGGCCCUGCAACUUUAUAUAGGCAACAAAUGUGAUAAUAACACUUUAAAAUGAGUAAGAAUGGGAUCUCUGAACUGAGAAGGUAUGUUGUCACUGCACUAAUUAGAGACUAUUGCUGGUUUUUCUGUUCCAUUCUCUCAAGUUUUUUUUAAGUGACAGUUUUUAUACAUAUAACUCAAUUAACCUUACCUUCUGGUGUAGAAUAAAUAGUAUUUUUUCUAUUCUAGACAAGUGGGGCUUUGCACUGCUGUCAGGUCCCUCUUGUGAAAUCUAAGUACUUUGUACUGGGAAUACUGAAGUCAGAUAUGCUGGCAAAUGGAACUGAGACAUCUGUUCUGAACUGGAAUGCAGCGUUCUCCUUAGGGUUUCCUUCAUCACCUAUGGUGAGACUUGGUGCCCUAGAUUUCUAUAGUGCUUUCCUACCCAAGACAUGGAUGGUGCAUAGUUGUGCCUAGGACGUGCUUCUCUAGCUUCUCCAGUGCUUUAGUGAUGCUUCUGCAUGUGGCAGCUUUGGGAGGGGGCCAGUGCUACUGUACCUGACCAGGUUUUCAUUUUCUGUUGUGCCCUCAAGCUUUUGUAAUGCUUUAAGUUGUUGGGGUUUCUACCAGAUAUCAAAAACUGAAUGAAGAGUAGCAAGCAGGUAGUCAAUGCAACUAGUUAUCUCAGUCAUUGUGCUAAUUAGAGGCAGUUUUAUUAUUAGUUUUCUCUUGAGCUGCUGUUUAGUGUUGAAGAAUGUUGUUUUACUGACCUAUGUGAAUUUUCAUGCUUAGGAUGAUCUCCAGACAUCCUAAGAGAUGACCAAUUGAUCAGCUGUUUUCUUUUAGAAUUUCUUAUUUCAUUAUAGUUUUCAAUAUCUUUUCCUUUAAUUGUGGUAAUAUAAUUCCACAGGAUGAGGAAGUUAAGCUGUCACUUCCUGCAAAUACAAAAUCAUCUUGUAAAAUAUGGGGAAAUGUGUUUUUUCUGUUUUUCCUGCUUUUUGUGUAAAUCAUUAACUGUCUUAGAGUGGAAACUUCUUACCUUGUCAAUAACUACCUCCUGAGUUCAGCAAUAAUUGGCAAGGUACACACUCCUCCAGUGGAUUCCACGUACUGGCUCAACACUGCAGAUUCUUCAGAGUCUGAUGUUUUAAUUUGAAAAUGCUUGACAUUACUUCUGGAAACUAUGGUGAUGAACCUUGUUUUGCUGUAACACUUGCCUUGCCUUCAUGAGACACAGUUCUUAAAAAAAUCCUUUCUUCAGAGAAGCGGCUUUGAGGAUUAAAGGCCGGCUUUCUUUGUGGCUGGUUAAUACAGGUGUAGUGGUCACAGAUGCCGGGGUGUGGCCUCUCAGUUAUGCAGGCUUCUCUCCCAUUAGAAGUGGGGAAGAAAGUAUUUUGUCUAAAAGUCGCACAGCUGUCAAAGGGACUGCAAAUACAGAAGCUGUUUUUGCCACAUGAUUCCCAUUUUUAGUCGUGUGAAGGGCUAGUCAGUAUAGUAUUUUUCAGAAAUCUGUGUUAAAGCGAUGAAAACCAAAGGUGGAGACAAAACACCAUACCCCACCCCCAUAAAAUAUAUUGGACAGCUCCAGUCUGGGAUGGGAUUAACUUUUGUAUUUUGUUGUUUAGAAGCACUUUUGUUUCAUUGUUCUUUUAAGAAUGUUUUCUGAAAUGUUAAGCACCAUUUUACUAAUAAGCAAUGUAAAAAAGCAUGACAUGCAGUCACAUAGCUUUAGCUUACAAUAAAAUGUUUUGUUUGUCCUGUUAUUACUGUUUUCUUGUCUGUUUAUCAGAUAAAAUGUCCAAAACUAAAAGCCUUUUCAUUAAACUUGAAGCCUAUUAAAUUGCUGCUGGUUUAAAAAAAAAAAAAAACAUUUAAAAACAUCAGGUGUUGUAUACCAGAUGAUGGAACAAUAAAUAUGUAAAUAAGUCAGUUUCUAAAGAACAUAACUCAAGUUCUUAAAACUAAUGUAAACAGAAGUGCUACAUCCUAAAUAAAUGUGCUUAAACUGAAA